AUGAGCUAAAGAUCAAGAUGAAGAAAGAGAUGCACAACACCUACAUCUUGGCUUUAGAUGGGGACACAGACUUCCAUCCGGCUGCUGUGAUGCUGCUGAUUGAUCGCCUGAAAAUGUACCCGCUUGUUGGGGCGGCGUGUGGAAGGAUUCAUCCCACUGGUUCAGGUCCCAUGGUGUGGUUCCAAAAAUUUGAGUAUGCUGUCGGCCACUGGCUCCAGAAGGCAGCAGAGCACGUGAUUGGCUGCGUGCUGUGCAGCCCGGGCUGCUUCAGUCUGUUCAGGGCAGCUGCCCUCAUGGACAACAAUGUGAUGAAGACAUACCUCACCAAGUCCACCGAGGCCAGGCACUACAUCCAGUAUGACCAAGGUGAGGACCGCUGGCUGUGUACUCUGCUACUGAAGCAGGGCUGGAGGGUUGAGUACAACGCAGCCUCUGAUGCUUACACCAACGCCCCCGAGGAGUUCAAUGAAUUCUACAACCAACGUCGUCGAUGGACACCGUCCACCAUGGCCAAUAUAGUGGAUUUGCUGGGCAGCACCAACAUCGUUGCCAAGAGGAACAAAUCCAUGUCCAAGCUCUACUUGUUGUACCAUCUCUUUUCCAUGGCAUCAUCUGUACUGGGGCCUGCUACCAUCUGCCUCAUGAUCGGAGGUAGUUUUACCUUCCUGUUGGAUAUUGACGGCAGCACCGCUAUGGUCUUGGCUGUGAUACCCCCCGCUAUCUACCUGGGUCUCUGCUUCAAGGUCAAGUCCAACACUCAGCUCACUAUUGCAGCAGUCCUCAGCGUUUUCUAUGCCUUCUUCAUGCUGGUAGUGGGAGUGACCAUCAUAAGCACUAUGGUGAAAGAGCAAACCAUCCUGACUCCCAGCAGCAUCUUUGUCAUCGCCAUGGCAAUCCUGUACCUCAUCACCGGCUUGAUGCAUCCCCAGGAGUUUCCCCUCGUAUUCUACGGUUUCCUCUACAUCCUCUGCAUCCCCAGCGCCUACCUCCUGCUGACCAUCUACUCCAUGGUCAACAUGAAUAAUGUGUCCUGGGGCACCAGGGAGACAGCGCCUGCUCCUGGGGCUGCCAGGCCUGCAGCCAGCACCCCACAAACAAGAGUCCAGCAAGCCAGAAGCACGGUGGCAUCGUUCUUCCGGAAGCUCAGAUGCUGCAGAAACCUCUGUCCGAGGGCCAGCAGAGAGGAAGUCAGCGUCAGCCAGGAGAGCCUGACACCUGAGGGGCCACAGCCUGUAUCUCAACCACAAAACACGAUUGUGGAGGAUGUAGAGGCUGCUGUGGAGGAGCAGAGGCACGAGGAACCUGCUUUCACAUGUCCCCACCAAUGCUGGGUCUCACAACUGCAGAGCAUAUCUGAAGACAUGUACCUGCAAGAGGACACUCUGGACCAGGAUGAGACAGAGUUCUUUGGAGAGCUGCAGGCAAAGUACCUGUAUCCUCUGCCUGAGGACAAAGAGAAACAGAAAAAAAUCACCAAUGACCUUCGAGAACUGAGAAACAAGAUAUGUUUUGCCUACUUCAUCUGCAAUGCCCUGUGGCUGGUGGCGACAUUCACCCUCCAGUUCUUUGAGGCCAGCGUCUCCAUUCAGUUCCCCAAACUCACUGUCGACUUGGAAGUUACUGGGGAGUAUAUCACCGUCGAACCCAUUGGAUUCAUGUUCAUCUUGGCCUUCGCCAUGUUGAUCCUGAUCCAGUUUCUGGCCAUGCUGUACCACAGAUUUUACACUCUGAUCCAUUUUGUGGCGUUUGAGGAAACUGAGCCCAGGACCCCGAAAAGUCAAACCAAACAGGUCACGGAUUCUGAAAUCGAUGAUACCGAUGACGAAGUUUUUUUUCCAAGCCUGGAGUACAGAAUGCAUGAUGGUGGGACUCUGGUGUGAAGGAGAGCAUGAGAACACAGCUUCUGCCUGUGUGUGUGUGUGUUUGUGUGUGUGUGUGUGUGUGUGUGUAUCACUUGCACUUCUACUCAGGGAUUUGAAGAUAUCUCAUAUAUAUAUAUUUGUA
Molecule: messenger RNA, 2004 nt
Organism: Myripristis murdjan (pinecone soldierfish)
Lineage: Eukaryota; Metazoa; Chordata; Actinopteri; Holocentriformes; Holocentridae
Product: chitin synthase chs-1-like
Exons: 14
Coding region: 18-1880 (620 amino acids)
Biological process (GO): chitin biosynthetic process
Cellular component (GO): cell periphery; cell septum
Molecular function (GO): chitin synthase activity
Source: RefSeq, a predicted model, not a curated record